Molecule: messenger RNA, 4044 nt
Organism: Rotaria sordida
Lineage: Eukaryota; Metazoa; Rotifera; Eurotatoria; Philodinida; Philodinidae
Source: the annotation of a GenBank genome assembly
AUGUUUAAACGAGAUCUUGUCCUGUUUCGAUCAGCACGUCUUUUUUCUUCAUCGACAAAGAAAAAAACUUCAACCAACGACGAUGAUCUAUGUAUUUCUCAUUCAUCAAAUCGUUUAUGUCCGAUCUGUCGAUGUUCGUAUGAUAAUCAAAAACAUAAACGCUUAAUCGAUACGACAUGUCAUCAUGAAAAGUGCUAUACAUGUAUGUUCAAGUAUGAACAAUGUUCGAUAUGCUUGUCACAUUUAGUUAAAAAUCGUUGUUCACAAGAUAAUACAAAUACAAUGAGAUCAACAUCACCUUCAAUUAUCCCAACAUCUACUUCUCAAUCUCUUACAUCAUCAACCAUAAUUGCUAAUAAUUUACUUGUUCAAGCUUCACCUCCUAUGUCACGUUCUACUAUUGAACGACCUCCACCAACACCAAUGAAACCAGUAUCUCAUUUUCAAAAAAUUUUACAUCAUUUUAAUGGAAGUAAAUCAAUAAAUAAUUCAUGUAUACGUGGAACAUCACUUACAACAACUCAACAACGACCUUUAAUUAAAACAAAUGGUUCAAUGACAACAAUAAUGAGAAAUACUCAUAAUAAUAAUAAAUGUUCUGAACAAUUAUCUCCACAACACCAAUCAGAUGAACCAUUACCACCUCCACCACCACCAGAAAUGGCUCAUGAACAAUUACUUGAUAUAUUAUUUCAAGGUAAUCGUACACGUAUUUCAUCAAUAUCUCCAUCAUUAUCAACAUCAUCAGCAACAACACAUACAUCAAUUCAACGAAUGAUGAUCAAUAAAAAGAAACAACAACAACAGCAACAAGUACAAAUUAAUCCAGCAAGUAUUUCACCAGCUAUGUCAAAUUCUGAUCUUUCAUUUUCACCAUCUGGUAUUAAUGUUUUAUCACCAAGUAUUGAAACAUUUUCUGGUUAUGAACUUGGUCCAAUAAAUAAAUCAAUACCUAAUACAAUGGUAGAAUCUCAAACAUGGUCAUCACCACGUUACAUAACAACUCCAUCAUCAUCAUCACCAUCGAAUCAUACAUGUCAUUGUAAUUCAAAUUUAAAUAAUGAAUUAAAUUUAAUAUAUGAUGAAGAAAAAUUUUUUAUUCAACGUGAUUGGAUAUAUGAUGAAAUGUUUAAAUUAUUAAAAGGAACGACAAAACCCGGUCUUGUUCUAUUAAGUCAUACACCAGGAAUGGGUAAAACAUGGUUAAUGAAAAAUUUAUUACGAACAACAACUAUAACAUCACAAAAAACAACAUCAAUUAUUACUCAAAAUGAAAAAUCUUCAAUAAUUCGAGUAAAUUCGGGCAGAAAAACUUCUUAUGAAUGGUUAAAAUCUCAUAUAUUAUCAUCACAUUUUUGUGAUUGUUCACAAACAGAUACUUGUUCAUUACCAGAUAUAAUACAUUCAAUAAUUUAUCGUGCACUUGAACAUCCACUUUUACAUUCUUAUCGUGAUGUUAUUUUACGUGAACAACAUACACGUAAAGCAAUUACAUUAAAUGCAUGUAUACAAAAUGUUGAACAUGCAUUUUUUACUGCUUUUCUUGAUCAAUUAAAUCAAUUAAAACUUCUUGGUCAUUUACAAGAAUUAUUUUCUAUAACAAAUCAUAUUUAUUUAAUAAUUGAUGGUAUUAAUAAUGAAUUAUGUGAUACAGAAGGACAAACAAUAACAGAAUUUUUAUUUACUAAUCUUCAUCGUAUACCAUCAUGGUUAAAAUUAAUAAUAACAAUGAAUCGUAUAGAUGAUAAUCAACAUCAAAUAGAACAAAAUACGUUUCUACAAAAUUUUGCUGUAUUAGAUAUAGAAGAUGAAUUAAGAUUUUCAAAUUAUUUACAUAAUGAUAUUCGAAAAUAUUUAUCCAAAAGAUUAGAGAACGAUUGUAGUAAUGAACUUUAUGAUUUAUCAUCAUCUAUAUCAAAUAUUGAUCAAUUAUGUACAUUAUCUCAUGGAAAUAUAUUUUUUAUUCAACAACUUUGUGAUUUAUUUGAACAACGUGAAUUUCCAUCAAAUAUUGAUCUUCCACGAACAUUAAAUGAAAUAUUUUAUUAUCGUUUUUUAAAUAAUAAAAUUCAAGAACAUAUUGAAGUUUGUCGUAUUAUUCUUGAAAUAUGUUUAGCAUCAAGACGAUCAAUUAAUUUAAAUGUUCUAUAUAAUUGUCUUAAUAUUGAUGAAGAAUUACAUAUUGAAUGGUCAAUAUUUUUACAAUGUAUCUCUCAUUUAUCUGUAUUUCUAACACAAUAUCCAAAUUCAACGUAUGCUAUUGUUCACGGAUCAAUUCGACAUUGGUUAAUAACUUAUUCAAAUCAACAUUUUGCUUGCAACAUUCAAAAAGGUCAUUCUCGUUUGGCACUUUAUUUAUCUCGUUCAUUAACAACUCCAUUACAUGGACCAGAAGCUAUUGAAUGUAUUCGUCAUUUAUCAUUAAGUGAUUUAUUUUCGAAUAAUAUUAUUCAAUUAUGUCAUAUAAUAAAACAUUUAAUCGAUGAUUCAUCACGUUUAUUAGCUUCACUUCGUAAUGCAUUUUAUCCUGAAUUAGAUAUAAGUGAAUUAUUAUUAAUGACAUUAGCUGAUCCAAAUUCAUUAGUUAAUUCAAUUCAUAUGCCACUUUUAUGUAUUGCAUCACGAAAUGGUUAUACAUCAUUUGUUGAAUUACUUUUAAAAUAUCAUGCCAAUGUUAAUUUAGCAACAAAAGAUAAUGAAAAUAAAACAGCUUUAAUGCUUGCAGCUGAAUAUGGACAUGAAUAUGUUGUGAAAUUAUUAAUUGAUCAUAAUGCUGAUAUCACAUUAAAAGAUAAAUAUCAAUUAACAGCUGUUGCUUAUGCAACAAAAUAUGUAUCUAUUUUGAAAUUAUUCACUUGUACAGAUGAAUCUAUAAAACAACAAGCAUUUGUUCACGCUGCAUCAAAUGGUUCAUUAGAUGCUCUUGAAUUUAUGUUAACUGAUAAUAAUUAUUCAAUAAUUGAUAUCAAUGGUAUGGAUUGUAUACAUGGUGAAACAGCUUUAACAAAUGCAUCAAGUUAUGGUCAUAUAAAUAUAAUUGAUUAUUUAAUAACAAAUCAUCAAGCAGAUAUCGAUCGAACAAAUUCUCGUCAAAUGACACCAUUAUUAUUAGCAGUUAAAAAUGGUAUGUGGCCAUGUGUAGAAUAUUUACUUGAUCAUCAAGCAUCAAUUGAACAUUGUGAUAAACAAAAACGAACAUGUUUAAUAAUUGCAGCUAGUGAAGGUCAUCUAGCUGUUAUUGAUAGUUUAUUAGAAAAAGGUGCUAAUGUUCAUCAUGAAGAUGAAGAAGGACUUACAGCUUUAUCAUGGGCUUGUUUAAAAGGUCAUUAUCAUGCAUGUGAAGUUUUAUUAGCUCAUGGAAGUGAUAUUAAUCAUGAAGAUACAAAUGGACGAAUACCAAUUGAUAUGGCAUCAUUUUAUGGUGAUGUACAACUUGUACAAUUACUUAUUGAUCAUGGUUCAAUUAUUGAUCAUGUUGAUAAAAAUGGAAUGCGUGCACUUGAUCGUGCUAUUGGAUGUCGAAAUGUUGCUGUUGUUAAUUGUUUAUUAAAGAAAAGUGUUAAACUUGGUCCAUCAACAUGGGCAUUAGCAGCCGGUAAAAAUGAUAUGAUGACAAUUUUAAUAUCCAAAUUAAUUGAUGAUGGUAUUUCACUUUAUAAAAAAAAUCAAUAUAAAGAUUCUGCUUAUCGUUUUGCAUAUGCAUUAAAAAAAUUACCAAGUGAUAUUGAUCAACAAACAACUGAUCAAUUUAUAACUAAUUUUCGAUUUAUGAAAUAUAAUUGUUUAAUUAAUUUAGCUAAAUGUAAACGGAAAUUAGAUUCUUGUGAUGCAGCUAUUGAUUAUUGUACACAAGCACUUUAUAUUCAUAAUACAGCUGAUGGUCUUUUACUUCGAUCAAGAAUUAAACGUGAUCAAAAAUUAUAUGAUGAUGCAUUGACUGAUUUACUUGCUGCAAAAAAUCUUGAUCCAACAAAUAAUGAUUUAGAUCGAUAUAUCAAUCGUUUAAAUGCUGAUCUUCAACAUUGUCAUGAAACACUUUUAUAA